CAGUCAGAGCCGCUGGCGAGCAUCGUCUCGGGCUGUAAAAGCUUCAGCUCCGUCCUCAAACUAUGACGAACGGUGCAUAAAGCAGCCAGCCUUAUACUGCGACCCGCAAUCCAGGCCGUUUUCAAAGAAGAGGAGGCUGCACAAUGUAGGAAGGCUGGUCAUCAGUGGGACUCCAUACUGUUCUCUGGGGGGGGGACCAUGGAGCCAGAAGGGCGACCCCUAACCCCAGGGACCAGCUAUGGGCCCCCACCCUCCAGCUCAGCACAAAACCCUGUCACCCCCACCUUCCUCAACUGCACCUUACAGUCCUCAUGUUCUCCAAAAGUGAGAGACGGCCUAAUGUCUGCCAAAUGCUCGGGGGGCCACGCUGUAGAUGAGGGCCCCGAGCAGCCCAGUGCUGAGCCAGGGAGGAGCGCACAGAGGAGAUUCAGGUCCUCAGCCUUUCCUUCCUCCUUAAGCUGGGACUCUGACUCUGAGAAAGAAAUACUAGAUGAGGAGGAGCUACAGCACUUUUCUAACCCUCACGGUCUGGCUGCUCACAGCCCAGGAUCUCCUUCUUCUGGACUCAGACUUCACAGUGAAAAUGACCAAGAACCAGAAAAAGUGCAGCACUUGCAUAGCAAGACUGACUCAUCUACUCCUGCGGAGGGGCACAACAAUGACAGCACAAAGGCAGAAGAGCCAAAUACAUCUCAGUUUGGCCCAACAGACUUGGCAGACAGCAAAGUGUGGAAUGUAUCUGAGGGAGCCGAGCUGUUUCUUUCCAAAGUAAAACCAAAGGAAGGUUGCCAAAUGGAGGAGGAGGCGGACAAUAGUGAGGAAGAGAAGAGGCCCAAGGGAAAAGAAUCCAAGGAGUCUGAGAGAGAUGUGUACACCUUCCCUGGAGACUCAGACACUGAGAGUCCCCCUCCUGCCCCCUGGGCUCAUUGCACAUUCAUUCAGCGGUGCAGAAAGAAGAGGGUGCUGCUCAGGCCCUUCUCCGGACUUGGCACCUUGAAGCGCAUAUUGCCUGAGACUGGCAAGCAGGCAAGAGUGAGUCCUCAAGAAUCAAAAACCACCGAGAUGGCACAGAUGAAUCGAGGUGGAGGGGUGUAUGAUUUUGAGGAAGUCAGCUUUGGAGAGGCAGCAGAGGAAGAACCAAUAAUGUUCAGAGAGAGAGGAGGGAAAAAAGACAAAGAAGAAAGAGGCGGACAGCCAGGUAAAGAAAUCUUCACCUGUGUGGAAUGUAGCAUUUACUUCAAAAAGCAGGUCCAUCUGCAGGAGCACAUAGUCGAGCACUGUCGGAGUGGUGCAGGGGGGGGCAGGCGUUUAGGAAAGGGCGGCCGUUUUCGAUGUACUGAGUGUGGAUGGAACCUGCCAAAUCGGCUCGCACUGGCGGACCACCACAGAAGGCACCAGGAGUCUCGUCUAAAGAUCUUGGGGGAGAUUGAGAAACUGAAUGAAAAUGGGAAGGCAAGAGAGAUUAUGAAGCUCGACAGUAAGAUGGUGGAGCGUAUCAGCUUAGACCCAGAUAUUAUGCAAGAUGCAAGCCCGGCCUCGAUUCCAGGCAAAAUGUCAGAACCAGAAAUAGUCACAUCUCCACCUCUUUCCCCAGCACUAGUUUCAACACCACGCGCAGAGCAAGCAGUUCUUGACUUAGACGCAACUCCCACGGGUCCUCGAGCUCAGGCACGAGCCGUUUCUGCCGGCCGCCGCCGCUUUGUCUGCACCAAGUGUAACUUCAGCACAAGAACCUCCCAGGCACUGUCUAAUCACGCCAAGACACACAACAGAAAGAAAGCCGCUCUCCGGGCUGACUCCCCAUCCCCUGGUUCACCAUCAUGUUUGGCAUCCAUUUCCCUGGCCUGUGGUCAUUGUGCCUUCCUGACCUCCAGUCAAACUAUGAUGAGGGAACAUCAGAAACUUGUUCACCCAGAACAGGCCUCCAUCGGUGGGGCGCAGGCUGAUGAGACUGGCCAGCAUCUGAGGUCUAAUGUGGGUGUUCGGAUUUCAAAACUCACCCUAGAUUCUGACCAUCUCUCUGGGUCUGGAUCUUCACCCGAUGCAAGUCGAGGUGAAAGCCAACAAGGAGUCACUGCCUCUGAGGACAGCACAACGCCAAACUCGGCUCGGCCCACAAGCCAAGUGGUCUUUAAGCGUGUCGGGAACAGGAGAUUCAGCAAAAGAGGGAAGACUUGGACUAAUCUGGCCAAGUUUCUGGAUGAUGACCAGCUGAUCGGGAGUGAAGAAGAGCAGGACGAAGAUCAGAGCACAGAGCUGGACACUGAGUGUUCCCAACAAGACGCCAACUCACCUGUUGGAGGGAAACUGCACACCAGAGCACGAUCCAACACAGAGGACUGCUCAGCACAGAGUGCUACAUUAUCGCUCUCUCCUGAGAAGUGUGUGAAGGACGAAGAUGAGCUGGAAGUGGAGAAAGAUGGAAAGGUUUUCUUUUUGAGGAGAAGCAACCGGGUUACUGCUGCUCCAGCAGAAAUUGACAGUGAUGAUGAUGACGACGACAUUGACGAGGAACAAGUGCGACGUUUCCUGUCGGAGGGCAUCUUGGAUGAAGACCCGGACGAGAUUGAUGAGGAUUCGGAGGCGCUCAGGAGUGUAGAGAGGAAAUGCCCCUACUGCCCCGAUCGAUUUCAUAAUGGCAUUGGCCUUGCCAAUCACGUGAGAGGCCACCUGAACAGAGUGGGCGUCAGCUACAAUGUUCGUCACUUCAUAUCCCCCGAGGAAGUCAAUGCGAUUGAGAAGAAGUUCUCCUAUCAGAAGAAGAAGAAAAAAGUUGCCAACUUUGACCCAGACACAUUCAGCGUGAUGCACUGCGAGUUCUGUAGCGCUGGCUUUGACACCCGGGCCGGCCUGUCCAGCCAUGCCCGGGCUCACCUCCGCGACUUCGGCAUCACUAACUGGGAUGUCACCAUCUCGCCGAUCCACAUCCUGAGGGAGUUGUUCUCCAGCAGGCCCGAUCUUGUUAUCCCCACGGCUCCCCCUCGGAGCCCAGGCUCUUCACAAGAGGAGGGUGAGGAGGAAGGAGAAGAGGAGAGAGAAAUAGGGGAGGAAGCGGAGAGAAUUGUUGAGGUAAAGCUAGAGGGGGAGACAAGUGAAAGGACGCUGAGUGCUGCCUUUUCUGAUGCACUGCCUUCAGCAUCGCUUCAACACUGCAAGAAAGAGGACGGUGUAGAAGAGACUGAAGGUGAGGAGGAGGAAGCAGCUGAGGACGAGGAUGAGGAGGAGCUUCAGCUUCCAGCUCUGGAUGAUCUGAGCUCAAGUCCUGGGAAAACAGGGCUGCGCAGCGUGGACUCAGACAGCCUCUCUCCUGGGGAAGAUGCAGACUCCAAGGUCCACAACUUGAAGUGUAAGGUGUGUGAAGCUCAGUUUGAGACGAAGCGGGGACUGUCCAGCCACGCCCGCUCUCACUUACACCAGCUUGGCAUCAGCGUUUCCGAGAGCAGCGGGGCUCCCAUCGACCUCCUCUACCAAAUUGCCAAGGAGCGAAACAUAGACGGCCAAAUAAGCUCAUCUCUUCUGGAUCCUCUUUCAGCCAAGAACUCCUCACCGUCUGUUCCUCGGAAAGAUGAGGCGUUAGAAGACAUGGACUCAGACGAGAAACCCAUCCCUCUCUCCAUCCUGGCCAAAGCAGCAAAAGUGGCGCCGCCCUCUUCCUCCUCCACGCCUGCACCUUCUCCUGGUUCCUCUCCGGCUCCGCCUCAUUCUGGCUCUCCUUCCUCAGUAGUGAAGAAAGCCCCCAUUUCCUCUCUGCUGCCUGUGUCUUCCCCCUUGCGUUCCCCGGAGCACAAGGCCGGGGGAAUGAAAGGCUUGACCUCUAACCUCUCUGCCACCGUCACUACCAAACCCCUCUGGGCGCCACAGGAGAAUGACGCUCCUCUCAACCUCACGCUGGAGGUCGACCCCAACAAGGACAUCGUCUGUCAGCUGUGCGGUGCCUGGUUUGAGACUCGGAAAGGCUUAUCCAGCCAUGCCCGAGCCCACCUGCGGCACUUUGGGGUGGAGUACUCCGAGUCCAAGGGCUCUCCGAUCGACCUCCUGAACCAGCUCAUUGAUACUGACGACUUCAAGCACAAAGCCGGUGCACUGCAGCUGGACAGACAUGUGGAGCCGCGGGGCCUCGCGACCGCGCGCUCCUCCCCAAAGCAGUCCCUGCUGAGCCUUUCCUCCUCUUCCUCUUCAUCCCUCCUCUACAAGGUGACCACAGCUCGGGGUGGGUCGACAUCCAAAGCUACCUCUGCCUCAUCGUUACUCGGCCCACCUGCCAAGCGACUCAAGUCCUCUUCCAUGCGGGUUUUUCGCCUGAGUAGUGGGGAGCUCAUGGCCCUUCCACACAACGAACCUCCGAAGGAAAUAGGCUGCGAGUUCUGCGGGGAAUACUUUGAGAAUCGUAAAGGACUCUCCAGCCAUGCCCGCUCCCACCUGCGCCAGAUGGGCAUUACUGAGUGGACCGUCAACGGCUCGCCAAUCGACACCCUGAGGGAGAUCAUCACAAGACGGGGCCUACCUUGCGCUCUCCCUCUAAAACCUCUGAAAACUCCACUUCCAUCCUCUCCAGGACCCCCUCGUUCACCUUUGCCGACCUCCUCCUCUCCUUCAGCAACCCUCCUCAGUCGUCUGCCCUUCGCCUUCGCCCGCCCCUCCAGUCCUUCUCAGUCCGCGGCGUCUAAAUCGGGCUCUGCUCCACCGUCGUCUUCUAGCGGGCUGAUCCUCAAGCUGAAGCCUGAGCCGGUGCAGCUGGAAGUCACCGCGCCUGGAGCUGUGGGGAGGUCUGCCGGCUUCUCUGGUGAAGCCCUCAACUGCAGUUGGAGCAGCUCUGACAGUGUGUUCCCCCUCAACUUGGCCAUGGCCCAUGAAGUGGAGCCUACACGAGAUAUUCGCUGCGAGUUCUGCGGAGAAUACUUUGAGAACCGUAAAGGCCUCUCCAGCCACGCCCGCUCCCACCUGCGCCAGAUGGGCAUUACUGAGUGGACCGUCAACGGCUCGCCCAUCGAUACCCUGAGGGAAGUUAUGCACAAGAGAGGGGCAAGCUCCUCCUCUCGCUCAGACCAGGGAGUGAAGAAGGAGUCAAGCCAGGGAGCCAGCAGCCCCCUAUGGGAGAACACGGGGGGCACCGGCAGUUCAGAGGUUUUGGCCCUUUCAGGCUUCCAAUCCUCCAAAUAUCGUAAAUCCCCACUCAGUUUGCUGCAGUCGGGGUCGAGGCUCCACAAGCAGGGCCUGGGGUCCACAUCUGGUACCCCACCUGCAGGGAAGUUUUUCAGGAUGUCCCCUCUGGGCAAAAGGCCUCUGUCCGAGGAGGCCCAAUCAGUGGAGACCGCCCACUCACCGUCACAUCAGCUCAAGACUUUCUCACCUCUGCCACAUGAUUUCUCCUUCAAAAGAAAACCCUCCCCAGACAAACAUGGACACCAGGAUCCCAGUUGCGAGCUCUGUGGCUUCUACUUUGAGAACCGCAAGGCUCUGGCCAGCCAUGCGCGAGCCCACCUGAGGCAGUUUGGUGUGACUGAGUGGUGUGUAAAUGGAUCCCCCAUCGAGACGCUUAGUGCCUGGAUACGUAGCAGGCCGCAGAAGGUUUUGGAGAUGCAUCGUAGCUACAUGCAGGGUAACCGCUCCACCCUCAAGAAGAAGAGCAGCUCACCUCUUACUGCGUCAACGGAUUCUGAUCAUAUCCUCCCCAUCUCAUCGCAGAAGGCCUGCUCCUCCUCCUCCUCCUCCUCCUCCUCCUCCCAGUGGUCUUCUUCUUUCGCUGUGAGCCUGAUGCGGCCACUGAGCCGUGAGGUCAGCCAGGGCUCUUCCAAGACCACCGAGGGUGAAGUUGGUACCAACCUACAUGCUCCAUUCAGGCCCGGCCGCAGCAGUCCCAGUCUCUCGCGGCUCGCCGGCGGCCUCCCGCUUCACUCGCAGGUGGCACGCAGUGAGCUUAACGUCCGCCUGCCCAGAGGUUUUGAGCGUCGGCCCUUGAAGCACCCGUCUUGCCCAGAUGGAAUAGAGAGCCCUCCUAAACCCCCCCGCACAGGCACCGUCCCCGCCUUGGUGCCCAAACCCCCCUCCUACCCACUGGUCAAACUGGUGGGCAAGUUCUACACCCUGAAGUGCCGGUUCUGCGAGGUGGAGUUUCAUGGCCCGCUGUCGGUGCAGGAGGACUGGAUCAGACACCUCCAGCAGCACAUCCUCAAGAUGAACUACAACAAGCCUGCUGCGCCCAAAGCAGCCUCCGCUGAACCCCCCGCCCCUGUCAAUGACCCCGCCCCGGUCCAGGCCUCUGCCCCAGCCUCCACCUCUACCUCCAGUACCACCUCUACCACGCCUGCCCUCACCUCCACCCCGACCCGCACCACGGCUCCCAACAGCCGCUCCCCUACGCCUCCUGUGGCCGAGUGUGCUCCGCAGGUCACUGCUACAGAGAUCGUAAAAGUGUCAGAGGAGCAGCCCAACCUAUCUCCAACAUCUCUUCCCCUCCCCACCCAGACAGUGUAAGCUCCAAAUCAUCACUGUUAUUUAACCCCUUUAGUUUCUUCCUGCCUUUUAUAACAUAUCUUUUGGUCCAUCCGUUUCUUUCCUUUGGCCUUCACAAAGUGUUGUUGAGGAGGAGUGUUUCCCCUCCAAAGAGCCCUUUGAGCCCCAAGCACCUUUGAAGCAGCUUUCUAGACUGUUACUAAGUCCCGUUACCAUGGGAACGAAGCUCUCCUGGCUUAUCUGCGCACUGGGGAUGGGUGACUGUUGGAAGUGAGGAGAGAUGAACUAAUGUUGUGUUUGCCUUGUUUAUACUGAAUGUCCAGGCGUUGACGUGGGCUGUUGCUGUACCUCUCCCCCACUGGUUUAGGGGUUAAUGUAACCCUUUAUCAAACUUUACCCCCCUCCACUACAGUUUGCCUCCUUUCCCUUUAUGAACAGUGCAUUACUAAGACCUGUGAGACUUUGACCAUUUUGAUCAGCCUCUCACCCAAAGGUCCUGACUGAGAUUCAAAGACAUUUAUAAUCCUGCUCAUCUUGCGUUUGAGAUUUCAAACAUGUGGUAACACUUAAAGUUAAAAACAGGCACUUUUAAUGUUGACAUUGUCACGUAGCACUUACUGAAACGCCCAAUUUAAGUGGGCACAAAUUGACAAAUUCCAAUUUGGUUAAAGGAGCAAGAAGUGGAAGCACACCCAAAAAGGGAAAAUCCCCUUGUUAACUUCAUAAUGUAAUUUGUUUCCCCAAAAUAUACAUUUUGCUUGAAUGUAGCUUAAAGCACCUAUUAAUACCUUUUUAUAUGCACACAUUCAUACACAAUCAAACAUAUGCCCCAUGUUGCUAUACCAUUGAUAGUUUUUAUGAGGAUACUACUCCAGUCUGAUAGGGCUGCUGUGUGUUGCUUUUUAAUCUCCCUUUCUGGAUUGGAGAAGCAGGGCCAUAGAAAAUGUCAACGUUAUAAGUUUUCCAUUCAGUGUUGCCAUUUUCUUCCUGCCUUUUUUUCAAUUCAACCCAAGUUAUUAUUUAUUUAUUAUCAUGCAUCUGAAUGUCGUAAGCUUGGUCAUUUUAAAGCUAACGUAGAAUGUUUGAAAAUAGGUCAGCGGUGCACUUUUGAACUAGUGCUGUGUGUGUGUGUGUGUGUGUGUGUGUGUGUGUGUGUGUGUGUGUGUGUGUGUGUGUGUGUGUGUGUGUGUGUGUGUGUGUGUGUGUGUGUGUGUGUGUGUGUGUGUGUGUGUGUGUGUGUGUGUGUGUGUGUACAUACAUAGCAAAUGUGCAUUUGUUUCCCAAUUCAAAGAGAAAGACGGAAGUAAACCUGCUGAUAGGAAGACACUCUUUAGCUCAAAGUGGACUAAAUGUGGGUCUGUGUGUAGUCUGAUGGGGACUUAAAUGCAUCAGUCGUCAUUUUAGGGUGUGCCAAAGAGUCUGUUUACUUCCUUGUCUUGCCUCUGUAAAAAGCUGUUUACAUUGGACCUGAUGGUGGAGGAAACGCCACACAGCUAUCGAGUUCCAUGAGGCUCCACGCUGAACAAUGGACUGUACCGGCGGCGAUCUGCAUCCACUACAUGCACAGCAGAGAGGAGAAGACUCUGGAGCGGCUUCAUGGGACUGGUGUUCUUACUGUAGGGUUAGAUUAUUCCAAUUAAACAUGGAACACAAACCAAACUAGAUUUCGAGCUGGGCUUUCGAGAACUGCCAGCCCUCGGUCCAAACACAGAAACACGUUCUUCUUUCUACGUUGCUUCAGAGUGCGUUCAUAUCAACCCACGACUGAAGCAAUACCUAAAGGGUCCAUGUAGUUCUUGGCGACCUUUUUAGGGUUUGUUGCCCAUGUUUGAAACAUGACUGUUCGAGCCAAACGAUACCUUUUAUGGAGUAUAGAUACAUACUAUAUAACUACAUGUACUUAAGAAGCUGUUGAUGCUAGUAGAGCUAUCGGCAGUUCUAUUAGCGAGGUAGUUAAAAAAAAAAAAAAGUGAUCUUAAUUCCUCUAUCGUGAUUUGAUUUCAACCUUUGAUGCUAUGUAUUUUUUAUUGCUCUGUGCAUUUCUGUAUUUGCAGUCCUGCAAGGUGAAUCUUUAGAGUAUUUUUUAUUUUUAAUCUGUUGGUCUCUCCAAGCUGAAACUCUGGUGCUGGUGAGAAUGUUGCAAGUCGGGAGCUGGCGAAUGACUGUUUGUGAGGAAGACAUUUCAAUGUGAUUGUCACGUCCUGGUAUCACUAGGACUCUAAUACGCAGGCCUUAAAGGGGACCCCUGUGCAUGGUGAGAUGUGAUCCUCGUCUGCGUUCACAGAGUAAUGGAUGCUGCAGCCUCUUGCAGGUCUGUGGCUGCGUUACUGUGGGAGACGCAGGCUAAUGCAUUAGAGUUCCCUUUAAGAUUACCUGAGCAAGCUUCAGCUGGUGUAACCGGCUGUUUAGUGUGUAUGUAUGUGUGUGAGUAUGUUAAAAAAGAAAAUAAAAAAAAACUGCGAGAUGACAUUGAUGAGUAGGAAGAAGAAGAUGCAGUUGAGGAAAGAACCGUACUGUACACAAAGGGUUACGUUUUAAGUUAAACUCCAGAACAAACAAUAAAUGUGAUUUCAAUUUCA
This is a messenger RNA of Cottoperca gobio, 9032 nucleotides long. It is a transcript of the gene wizb, whose product is annotated as WIZ zinc finger b. Gene Ontology annotation, molecular function: DNA-binding transcription factor activity, RNA polymerase II-specific; RNA polymerase II cis-regulatory region sequence-specific DNA binding. The transcript has 18 exons. Bases 199 to 6474 code for a protein of 2091 amino acids. The record is from RefSeq and is a predicted model, not a curated record. Gene Ontology annotation, cellular component: nucleus. Gene Ontology annotation, biological process: regulation of transcription by RNA polymerase II. Lineage: Eukaryota; Metazoa; Chordata; Actinopteri; Perciformes; Bovichtidae.